AGCCGACCUUUCACGAUGCAUUACUGCUCAGUUUACCCUCGCUGUUUUUUUUUUGUUUUUUGUCAAAGAUGAGGUUUUUGUGCCGGGUGAGCCGUGCGGGUUUCAACCCUGACUGUUGACGCCCCAUCCGCGGUCCGUUCUCGUUAAAAUGAAUCAUUGAACUGCAAUUGAGGGACUAAACUAUUUGGGAAGUUGGGUGUUUAAUUGGGAUGUAAGCAAUACGGAAAAGGGUUCGGGUUCUUCGACACGGAAAUGGAGAAAAGCUGGCCGGCCAAAGAUGGCCAUGCGGAUGCAGCAGCGGUGGUGCAGGUGAGGGGUGGAACACAGCCCUUAGUGCCGGAGGGUUCGGACGUGGGGUCACGCUUCCUGCAGGUGGAGCUGGAGCUGAACGUCCGGCUGAGGCAGCUGGCGUUCCCGGAGCCGGUCCAAUACACGUACAACCCCCUGGAGUACGCGUGGGACACGCACUGCAACUACGUCAGCACCUACUGCCAUGGCAACCAGAGCAUCCUGUUCCUCGGCAUGAAUCCAGGGCCCUUCGGAAUGGCACAGACGGGGGUCCCUUUUGGGGAAGUGAGCUCUGUCCGUGAUUGGCUGAAAAUCUCUGGGGAGGUGGGCCGUCCGCCUGAGGAGCACCCGAAGAGGCGAAUCAUGGGGCUGUCUUGCACACGGAGUGAAGUGAGCGGGGCUCGGUUCUGGGGGCUGUUCCGUAAGCUGUGUGGGGAGCCACACGUGUUCUUCAGACACUGCUUUGUGCACAACCUGUGUCCCCUGAUGUUUGUGAGCGGCAGUGGCAAAAACCUGACACCUCCCGAGCUGCCGGCCGCGGUGCGGGACGCCCUACUGGCCCGGUGUGAUGAUGCGCUAUGUCAGGUGGUGCAGGUGCUGGGUGUUGCCACGGUGAUCGGCGUGGGGAAGGUCGCCGAGCAGCGCGCCAGGCGGGCGCUAGCAGCCGCUGGCCUGCAGCUGUACUCCGUGGAAGGACUUAGAGGUUCCAUGCAUUGUUACUGCUUCCGCCAUGAGUUGGUGUUGAGUGUCCUGGCUGAGCCUUUACAUCCCGGAACAUCACGUCAACCUUAUUGGGAUCAGACCUUAACCGCGGUCAUUUCCAACAAAUCACAAAACAAGUCCCUCAGGGCCUAAGUUCUGUUUGGGUCUUCAGCAUGGAUCAGUCUACCUCACAGACACUUUGUAGACUCAGCGGAGCUGGUUAGCAGACAUGCGACGUUCGCUUUCAAAGAGUAGUUUCUCUGAUCUUACCUACAUGGAGAGGAAUUCCUCCCAAAAAAGGUGUUUAGGUUUUUUUUUUUUAUCCAUACAGUUCAAAAGGAAACUGCAUUGAAGCCGUAAAGAAUGAUUUAUACGUCUGUCUGCCCUUGUUGGCACCAUUCACAUUCACUCAUGCUUGUCCUGUCGAGAUGUUUAGCGUUAAAACGACCAUCCUUUUUGUGGUACCGGAACGUGAAUGGUGCUGUUAACCUUUGUUAUUUCUGAUCCUUGGCUUUGGCUCUCAAACGUCUAAGAACGGGAAAGAAAGGCGGGUUACCGUCUGAAUGUUGUGCUUCUUGUACCAGGAAAACAAGUGAGAAGGUAAUCAUUUUAUUUUUAGAAGUAAACAUUGGGUAUCAAUUCUUAUUGCACAAGGCAUAACAUGUAAAAAGGAACAACAGCAUAUUUGUGGUUUAAGAGAAAUCCAACAUGUGCUGUAGAUGGGAAAAAAAAACAUUGCAUAUAAAUUAGACCAAUUCAUCUCCAGCCAGGCAGGUAGGCAACACUAAAGAUAAAAGCACUGGACAGUAAAUAGCAUUAUAAUCCUUUGUUUUACAAGAAACAAAGCAAUUCGCAAUUGCAAAUAGAUGUUUCUGUUUUUGGCUCAGGUAUUUUUUUCUGUGGGUGAAUCUUCUACAUGGGGCAGAGCUGGUCCCCCUGGUUUUGUGUUGCGUGUCCAGGAAUUAGGCUCAGUCCCGAAUUCAGUGGUAAAUAUACAGCAUUUUGGGUUCCUUGAUAAAGGAUGCUGUAAUAAUGUGUGCUGUAUUUACAAUGGAUGCAUUAAAACAAUUUUACUAUAU
Molecule: messenger RNA, 2069 nt
Organism: Brienomyrus brachyistius
Lineage: Eukaryota; Metazoa; Chordata; Actinopteri; Osteoglossiformes; Mormyridae
Gene: smug1
Product: single-strand-selective monofunctional uracil-DNA glycosylase 1
Exons: 4
Coding region: 253-1143 (296 amino acids)
Biological process (GO): base-excision repair
Molecular function (GO): single-strand selective uracil DNA N-glycosylase activity; oxidized pyrimidine nucleobase lesion DNA N-glycosylase activity
Source: RefSeq, a predicted model, not a curated record